AUGCCUGCAGCAGGGUUUGCGGUGGCUCCGGCCGCCGUGGAAUUCGAGGCCAAGAUAACUCCGGUGGUUAUCAUUUCUUGUAUGAUGGCCGCUACUGGAGGCCUCAUGUUCGGUUACGAUAUUGGCGUUUCCGGGGGAGUGACGUCGAUGCCUUCCUUCCUUAAGGAGUUUUUUCCGGUAGUGUACGAGAGGAUCCAAAAACACCAAGGAGAUGAAAGCAAUUACUGUAAAUACGACGACGAAAGCUUACAGUUGUUCACAUCUUCUCUUUAUCUUGCGGCGUUAACGGCCACAUUCUUUGCUUCUUACACCACCAGAGUCCUCGGCCGGAAACAGACCAUGCUCAUUGCUGGAAUUUUCUUCAUUGUCGGAACCAUUUUAAAUGCCACCGCCGUUAGCCUCCUCAUGCUCAUUCUUGGAAGAAUCUCUUUGGGUUGUGGGGUUGGAUUCGCCAACCAGGCGGUGCCAUUGUUUCUAUCGGAGAUAGCUCCGACGAGAAUCCGUGGAGCUUUGAAUAUAAUGUUCCAAUUUGAUGUUACCGUUGGGAUUUUGUUCGCGAAUCUUAUCAAUUACAGCACAUCCAAAAUUGAAGGAGGAUGGGGAUGGAGAGUAUCACUAGCAUUGGCUGGCAUUCCAGCAUUGCUAUUGACUCUUGGAGCAAUGUUGGUAGAUGAUACUCCAAAUAGUUUGAUUGAACGCGGUCAUUUAGAGAAAGGAAAAGCAGUGUUGAGAAAAAUUAGAGGAACAGAAAAUGUUGAGCCAGAGUAUUUGGAGAUCUUGGAAGCAAGCCGCAUUGCUCAAGAAGUAAAACAUCCUUUCAGAAACCUCCUCAUGCGCCAAAACCGCCCACCCUUAGUCAUUGCCAUAAUGUUGCAGGUCUUCCAACAAUUCACCGGCAUCAACGCAAUUAUGUUCUACGCUCCAGUUUUGUUUAACACGGUAGGCUUCGGCAACGAUGCGUCUCUGUAUUCCUCUGUGAUAACAGGCGCCGUUAAUGUCAUUUCUACAUUGGUAUCGAUUUACUCAGUCGACAAAAUCGGGCGACGAAUAUUGUUAUUAGAAGCUGGAGUUCAAAUGUUUAUUUCUCAAACGAUAAUCGGAGUUGUCCUAGGCUUAAAACUCCAAGACAACUCUAGUGAUCUGUCGCGUGGGAUGGCGAUUGCGGUGGUGUUGAUGGUGUGCAGUUUUGUUUCUUCUUUUGCAUGGUCUUGGGGUCCGCUCGGAUGGUUGAUUCCUAGUGAAACUUUUCCAUUAGAGACGCGAUCGGCUGGACAGAGUGUGACGGUUUGUGUGAAUAUGAUCUUCACUUUCGUGAUAGCACAAUCUUUCCUGUCGAUGUUGUGCCAUAUGAAGUUUGGGAUCUUCUUGUUCUUCUCUGGUUGGGUGUUGGUAAUGUCACUGUUUGUCGUGUUUUUAUUACCGGAGACAAAGGGCGUUCCCAUUGAGGAGAUGACCGAGAAAGUGUGGAAGCAACAUUGGUUCUGGAAGAGAUUUAUGGAUGAUGUAGCUGGGGAGACAAAGGAUUCUGUUUAA
Benincasa hispida (wax gourd) is the source of this 1533-nucleotide messenger RNA. Its product is annotated as sugar transport protein 13-like. Lineage: Eukaryota; Viridiplantae; Streptophyta; Magnoliopsida; Cucurbitales; Cucurbitaceae. Gene Ontology annotation, molecular function: monosaccharide transmembrane transporter activity. The record is from RefSeq and is a predicted model, not a curated record. Gene Ontology annotation, biological process: monosaccharide transmembrane transport. Gene Ontology annotation, cellular component: membrane.